Messenger RNA from Dendrobium catenatum, 1608 nucleotides. Its product is annotated as nucleosome assembly protein 1;1. Gene Ontology annotation, cellular component: chromatin; nucleus. The record is from RefSeq and is a predicted model, not a curated record. NCBI's taxonomy places the organism in Eukaryota, Viridiplantae, Streptophyta, Magnoliopsida, Asparagales, Orchidaceae. Gene Ontology annotation, molecular function: histone binding; chromatin binding. Gene Ontology annotation, biological process: nucleosome assembly. The coding region runs from base 228 to 1349 and encodes 373 amino acids. The transcript has 12 exons.
CUGAGUUCGGUGUCCGCGCAGAAUAAUCUGUCAGCACAGCGUUUCCCCGCCCCAAUUCUUCGACUGCAACGUUGUAUUCUCAUUUCCGUUAUAAAUUAUCCCACUCACUGCUUUCUUCAACUCCUUCCUCGCGAGGGUUAGGGUUUUUCUCUCUCCUUCUUUCGUGUCUGCAAAGGGCAAAAGCGGCGCUGCGGUUCCCUGCGGCGGAGGUUUUUCUCGAAGCGACAAUGAGCGAAGACAAGAAGAAAGGAGAUAUCAAUACGUCGGAUCUGUCCUCUGCUCUACCCUCCUACUCCCCAGGUCUCAAUGCAGAGGACAGAGCGGGCUUGGUCAGUGCUUUAAAGAGCAAACUUCAGAGCCUGGCGGAGCAACACACGGACGUAAUGGAGACGUUGUCUCCUAAGGUCAAGAAGCGUGUUGAGGUUCUUAGGGGCAUCCAGGUUCAACAUGAUGAGUUUGAGUCCAAGUUUCAUGAGGAAAGAGCUGCACUUGAAGCUAAAUACCAGAAGCUUUAUGAACCUCUUUACACGAAGAGGUACGAGAUUGUGAAUGGUUUGGUUGAGGUUGAGGGUGUUGAUGAAUCUGCAGAAGAUACUGCUGCUGAGGAUAAAACAAAUGAAGGUAAAGGUGUGCCAGAUUUUUGGCUUACGGCGAUGAAAACCAAUGAAGUGCUGUCUGAAGAGAUCCAUGAGCGAGAUGAGGAUGCUCUGAAGCAUCUUAAAGAUAUUAAGUGGUCCAAACUUGAUGAUCCAAAAGGGUUCAAGCUUGAAUUCUUCUUCAAUCCUAAUCCUUACUUUAAGAACUCUGUUCUAACUAAAACUUAUCAUAUGAUUGAUGACGAUGACCCUAUACUAGAGAAAGCAAUUGGGACUGAAAUUGAAUGGUUACCAGGGAAAUGCUUGACUCAGAAAGUUCUUAAAAAGAAACCAAAGAAGGGAUCAAAAAAUACUAAGCCAAUUACAAAAACUGAAACAUGCGAGAGUUUUUUCAAUUUUUUCAGUCCUCCUCAAGUUCCUGAAGAUGAUGACGAACUUGAUGAAGAGACUGCUGAACAGCUACAGGAUCAGAUGGAGCAAGAUUAUGAUAUUGGGUCCACUAUUCGAGAUAAGAUUAUUUCUCAUGCCGUCUCAUGGUUCACCGGUGAGGCUGUUCAUGAGGAGUUCGGAGAUAUCGGAGAAGAUGAAGACGACGGGGAAGAAGAUGAAGAUGACGAAGAAGAAGAGGAGGAAGAUGAUGAGGAUGAAGAGGAGGAAGAAGAAGUCAAGACAAGGAAGAAGCCUGCAGCCAGUCGGAAGAAGAUUGGAGAAGUUCAGCAAGUUGAUCGGCCUCCUGAAUGCAAGCAGCAGUAGCAACUUGCAGGAUUAUGUUGGUUUCAUCGACAAAGGUGAAAUUUUUUGUUGAGCUAAAUCAGGCCUUAUUCAGCUCUACUAUGAUAUUAAAUGUGUGCAAGAGCAUUAGUGCGUAUUGUAUGUUUUCAAUGACAAAAUAGCAUACUUAAUUCUUUUUUCUUAUUAUUAAAGGUGGCAGUUUUGGAUUUUGGAAUGUGAUUGUUACUGUUUUUAUUUAUCUUAUAAAUAGGCAUGGAAGCAAACCGAGCUGAGUUGAGUA